AUGUGGUUCAUUACAAAAGUUCUAUUUGUUCUGUCCGCAACGAAAAUGACACUGAGUUCUGGUGUUUUUCGUUAUACCCCUUCAUAUCUUCAUGGAGGAUAUGUGUACUACUUUAAUCCAGGAGACAGAGUUCAGUGCUUGAGAGCUUGUUAUGAAGAAAGCGAGUGUGUAUUUGUGACAUACAAUGAGGGCACCAAUCACUGUAAUUUAUACAGACAGGGUAACAGUACGAAGUCGAAUGGAUACGUACUUACAAGAGAAGAGACAGAUGCAUCGUGCACGACGGAAUUAGCCAGCGACAACAUUUCGUUUCAAAAAAUUCCUCACCGGGUUAACUCUACAAAAUCAGAAUGCAACAAUACUGCAAGACAUGAUGUUGCUGUCAUCAAAUAUUAUGAUCACUUCAACUACCGUUUCUUUCUCCACAGCUCCAUGAAAGAGGGGAAUUGGGGUCGUUCUGUUGGAAAUUUCAGCUUACUCUUUUCGAAAAAGACAGCAGAAAACUGUACAUCCGUUCCUGUGUUUCACAAAGCAAAUCUUCGUCGCUUAUAUUUUGGAGAAGCCUACAAUACAACUGGCUAUUACUUCUACAACGCUUACGCUUUUGCGGACUAUUGCACUACUCCGAAGGGUGAAUGCUUGGGUGUGCAAGAAAUUCAAGAAUACGUGGACGAAAAAGGCUUCUUUUACGACGAGCCUAGAAGAGAGGACAUAACUGACUCCGGUCUGGGUCAAACGUUCUUCAUCGUGGGCAAAGAGAAUAUCACUAAAUUACCGUGA
Cylicocyclus nassatus is the source of this 780-nucleotide messenger RNA. Lineage: Eukaryota; Metazoa; Nematoda; Chromadorea; Rhabditida; Strongylidae. The record is from the annotation of a GenBank genome assembly.